CAGAGGCAAACAAAAAGGGUGGAAAGAGGGAAAAGCGAGGGAGAGAGAGUGAAACAAACUCAAAAGCGAAGAUGAACAAAACCGAUGAAGUAAAAAGAGAGAGAGAGAGAGAGAGAGAAUGAGGAGCUAAUAGUUGAAAUUGAAAAUGUUACGCCCAGACCCAGCAACCAUUCCUCCGUAAAACAAACUGAUAUCUUUAAUGCAUUUAAUCUAGGGUUCUUCGCCUUUGGUUUUUCUUCUUUCUUGGGUCAUAAAAAGUUUGUUUCACUGUCACUUUUAUGGAUCGGCAAUGAGAAGUUUGGCCAAAGACAAACUGAUAUCUUUAACACACCCAAGUCUUUACCUUUCCCAUCCUACCGUCGAAUCCUUCGUCUGGAACACUAUCAUUCGAGCCCGUGUCCAAGGCAAGGCUCCUCCCGCUAAUUCUCCCGUCUCCAUAUUCCUCCGCAUGCGGUUUCACGGCGUCCCCCCCGAUUUCCACACUUUCCCUUUCCUGCUCCAGUCUUUCCGUUCUUCAUCUCACCUUCACUCUGGACGGAGCAUUCAUUCCCAGAUCAUUUGCUUCGGACUCGACGCCGACCCGUUUAUCCAAGCUUCUCUCAUCACCAUGUACUCCGCUUGUGGCAAUCUGGGUUUCGCCCAACAAGUAUUUGAUGAGAUCCCCCAACCGGACUUACCCUCCAGGAAUUCCAUGUUGAAUGCCAAUGUUAAAGUGGGUCGCAUCGAUGUUGCACGCGAGUUGUUUGAUGAAAUGCCUGAACGAAACGUAAUCUCUUGGAGUUGUAUGAUGAGUGGGUACGUUAGUUCCGGUGAUGGCAAAGAAGCGCUUGCAUUGUUCAGGGAGAUGCUAAAGGGGGAAGCCGAGGACGUUAGGCCCAAUGAGUUUACCAUGACUGUUGUGCUCUCAGCUUGUGGGCAGCUAGGUACACUUGAGCAUGGGAAACGGGCUCAUGCCUAUAUUCACAAAUGUGGGAUAGAGGUUAAUGCGGUUCUAGGGACUUCUUUGAUUGAUAUGUAUGCCAAAUGUGGGAGCAUUGAAAGGGCAAGUUGGGUGUUCAACAAUUUAGGACCCAACAAGGAUGUCAUAGCUUGGAGUGCCAUGAUCUCUGGUUUGGCCAUGCAUGGACACAGUGAGCAAUGCCUUGACUUGUUCCCAGAGAUGCUGAAUCAUGGGGUGAGACCUAAUGCUAUUACAUUCGUAGGUUUGCUCUGUGCUUGCGUGCACGGGGGUUUAACCAGUGAAGGGGAGUCUUAUUUCCAGAGGAUGACAAUAGACUUUGGCAUUACUCCUUUGAUUCAGCAUUACGGUUGCAUGGUCGAUCUUUAUGGAAGAGCUGGUCGAAUAGAGGAGGCAUGGAAUGUUAUAAACUCCAUGCCAAUGGAGCCUGAUGUGCUUGUAUGGGGAGCUCUUUUGAGUGGGUCUAGAAUGCAUGGGGACAUUAGAACAUGUGAAAUUGCCCUUAAGAAGUUGAUUGGUUUGGAGACAACGAACAGCGGAGCCUACGUCCUUCUAUCGAAUAUGUAUGCAAAGACUGGUAGAUGGGAGGAUGCCAGGCACAUUAGAGAUCUGAUGGAGGCAAAAGGGAUUCAAAAAGUUCCCGGUUGCAGCAUGGUUGAGGUGGGUGGUGCCAUUCAUGAGUUUUUUGCGGCAGAUGAGUCUCAUCCAGAGGCAAAAGAAAUACAUUCAAUGCUUGAGGAGAUUAUGAAGAGAUUGAAGAUGGAGGGUUAUGUGGGCAACACCAAAGAGGUACUGCUGGACUUGGAUGAAGAAGGAAAGGAGAUGGCACUCUCAGUUCACAGUGAGAAAUUGGCUGUUGCCUUUUCCAUUUUGAAGACACGUGCAGGUACACCAAUCCAUAUAGUGAAGAACCUUAGGAUAUGUUGUGAUUGCCACGCUGCUAUGAAAAUGAUUUCUAAGAUCUUUCGUAGGAAGAUUGUUAUUAGAGAUUGCAAUAGGUUUCACCAUUUUGCUGAUGGCACAUGCUCUUGCAAAGAUUACUGGUGAACGAAUUGAAGCUGAUGCCACAUUCUUCUAUUUACCUUCUUUAUUUUCAGGGAAAAUUUUAUUCAUAUUGUUGUGGGGUCCUGUUCAACAUUGAUGCGCUUACCUUUACCUCGCACGUUUCCAUUU
Molecule: messenger RNA, 2131 nt
Organism: Diospyros lotus (date-plum)
Lineage: Eukaryota; Viridiplantae; Streptophyta; Magnoliopsida; Ericales; Ebenaceae
Product: pentatricopeptide repeat-containing protein At3g62890
Exons: 1
Coding region: 290-2005 (571 amino acids)
Biological process (GO): RNA modification
Molecular function (GO): protein binding; RNA binding; zinc ion binding
Source: RefSeq, a predicted model, not a curated record